Molecule: messenger RNA, 1332 nt
Organism: Rhodotorula graminis WP1
Lineage: Eukaryota; Fungi; Basidiomycota; Microbotryomycetes; Sporidiobolales; Sporidiobolaceae
Exons: 9
Coding region: 1-1332 (443 amino acids)
Biological process (GO): mitochondrial translational elongation
Cellular component (GO): mitochondrion
Molecular function (GO): GTP binding; GTPase activity; translation elongation factor activity
Source: RefSeq, a predicted model, not a curated record
AUGCUUGCCACUCGCCAGGCCCUUCGCCUUACCGCCAACAAGCAGCUCUCGCCGUCGCUCGCCGCUUCGGCCCGCUCCUUCGGACCGGUCCGUGGCUACGCUGCCGAGGCUGGCGGCAAGUUCACCCGCUCCAAGCCGCACAUGAACAUCGGUACCAUCGGCCACGUCGACCACGGCAAGACGACCCUCACCGCCGCCAUCACGCGCGUUCUCGCCGAGGCGUCGGGUUCGGGCAAGGUCCUCGCGUACGACGCCAUCGACAAGGCGCCCGAGGAGAAGGCUCGCGGCAUCACCAUCGCGACCGCGCACGUCGAGUACGAGACUGGCAACCGCCACUACGCUCACGUCGACUGCCCUGGACACGCCGACUACAUCAAGAACAUGAUCACCGGUGCCGCUCAGAUGGACGGUGGCAUCAUUGUCGUGUCGGCGUCGGACGGCCAGAUGCCGCAGACCCGUGAGCACCUGCUCCUCGCCCGCCAGGUCGGCAUCAAGAAGCUCGUCGUCUACAUCAACAAGGUCGACCAGGUCGACGACGCCGAGAUGCUCGAGCUCGUCGAGAUGGAGAUGCGCGACCUCCUGUCGACCUACGGCUUUGACGGCGACAACACGCCGAUCGUCAAGGGUUCGGCGCUCGCCGCCCUCGAGGACCGCGAUCACAAGAUCGGCAAGGAGUCGGUCCUCGAGCUCAUGGAGUCGGUCGACUCGUGGCUCGACCAGCCGCCGCGCGACCUCGAGAAGCCCUUCCUCAUGCCCGUCGAGGACGUCUUUUCGAUCCAGGGCCGCGGUACCGUCGUCACCGGCCGCGUCGAGCGCGGCACCAUCCUCAAGGGCGCCGAGAUCGAGAUUGUCGGCAUGGGCGCGUCGUUCAAGACGACCCUCACCGGCAUCGAGAUGUUCCACAAGGAGCUCGACCGCGGCGAGGCCGGCGACAACAUGGGCGCCCUCCUGCGCGGCGUCAAGCGCGAGCAGAUCAAGCGCGGCAUGGUCAUCGCGGCCCCCGGCACCAUCAAGCCCGUCCGCAAGUUCGAGGCCGAGUGCUACAUUCUGACCAAGGAGGAGGGGGGUCGGUACACCCCCUUCAUGGACAACUACCGCCCCCAGCUGUUCAUCCGCACGUCUGACGUGACCGUCGGACUCACCUUUCCCGAAGGGACGGAAAACCGCGAGGAGAAGAUGGUCCUCCCGGGAGACUCGUGCACCCUCGUCGGCCAACUCGUGCACCCGAUCGGUCUCGAGCAGGGCUCGCGCUUCACUCUCCGCGAGGGCGGCAAGACUGGCGUCCUCGUCGUCGGCGUCGUCGAGGAAGAAGUCGAGGAUGCGCCGAACUGA